Molecule: messenger RNA, 1626 nt
Organism: Microcebus murinus (gray mouse lemur)
Lineage: Eukaryota; Metazoa; Chordata; Mammalia; Primates; Cheirogaleidae
Gene: PM20D2
Product: peptidase M20 domain containing 2
Molecular function (GO): dipeptidase activity
Source: RefSeq, a predicted model, not a curated record
UGGCGGCCCGCGGCGCGUGCGCAGGCGCGGUACGCGGCCACCAGCGAGCGAGGACGCGAGCCGAGCGCGGAGGGUAGCCGGCUCUGGGCGCCAUGGGGCCCGGAGAGGAGCGGCCGGUGGAGGCGGGCGCGUGCGGAGGCGUCUCCGAGCUGGAGCUGCUGAAGCUGCGCGCCGCGGAGCGCAUCGACGAGGCGGCCGAGCGGCUGGGGGCGCUGAGCCGUGCGAUCUGGAGCGAGCCCGAGCUGGCCUACGAGGAGCACCAUGCCCACCGCGUGCUGACGCGCUUCUUCGAGCAGGAGCCGCCGGUUGCCGCCGCCUGGGCGGUGCAGCCGCACUACCUGCUGCCCACCGCCUUCCGCGCCGAGUGGGAGCCGCCGGGGGCCCGGGCGAGCGCCGCGCCGCGCCCGCUGCACGUGGCCUUCCUCUGCGAGUACGACGCGCUGCCGGGCAUCGGCCACGCCUGCGGCCACAACCUCAUCGCCGAGGUCGGGGCGGCGGCCGCGCUGGGCGUGAAGGGGGCCCUGGAGGGCCGCCCGGGACCGCCGCUUCCCGUGAAGGUCAUUGUCCUGGGAACCCCUGCAGAAGAAGAUGGUGGUGGCAAAAUUGAUCUAAUUGAAGCAGGGGCUUUUAAAAACCUUGAUGUUGUUUUUAUGGCCCAUCCAUCCCAAGAGAAUGCUGCUUAUCUCCCAGAUGUAGCUGAACAUGAUGUGACUGUGAAAUACUAUGGAAAAGCAUCUCAUGCUGCUGCUUAUCCCUGGGAAGGAAUAAAUGCACUAGAUGCUGCUGUCCUUGCCUACAACAAUCUGUCUAUGUUAAGACAGCAAAUGAAACCAACCUGGAGAGUUCAUGGUAUAAUAAAAAAUGGUGGUGUAAAACCCAAUAUCAUUCCUUCUUAUUCUGAAUUAGUCUAUUACUUCCGUGCACCCUCAAUGAAAGAACUUCAAGUUUUGACCAAAAAGGCAGAAGAUUGCUUCAGAUCUGCAGCUUUGGCUACAGGGUGCACAGUGGAAAUUAAAGGUGGAGCACAUGAUUAUUACAAUGUUCUUCCCAAUAAGAGCCUAUGGAAAGCUUAUAUGGAAAAUGGAAAAAAGCUGGGAAUAGAAUUCAUUUCAGAAGAUACAAUGUUGAGUGGCUCUUCAGGAUCUACUGAUUUUGGAAAUGUUACUUUUGUGGUUCCUGGAAUUCAUCCAUAUUUUUACAUUGGAUCUAAAGCCUUGAAUCACACUGAGCAGUACACUGAGGCUGCGGGGUCACAAGAAGCUCAGUUCUACACUUUGCGUACGGCCAAAGCUCUGGCAAUGACUGCAUUAGAUAUUAUUUUUAAACCAGAGUUGCUGGAAAGGAUCAGGAAGGACUUUAAAUUGAAACUUGAAGAAGAACAGUUUUUAAAUACAGUAGAAUAAAAGGAAGAUUUAGGAACCGCUUAUGAAUUAUUAAGAAGAUGUGAUUUUUUUUUUCUUUAAUUUUUGUUUAACAAAGGGGAAGACAUGCUUGUUUUUCAAUCUUAAAGGAAUCAAAUUUCCCUCCCUGAUAGGUGAAGAUGGGAUAUGGAGAAAACAUUACCUCAUAUCUAAAGUGAAAAUUUUUGCAAAUCUAUACUUGAUGUAAUUGUGAUAUUUUAGGAGC